AUGAUACAGAAAGGAAACAGCAUCACUAACGGGAAGCAGCUCUGCCUGAACCACUUCGUCGAGACAUACGAUCCUACGAUUGAAGACUCAUAUCGCAAACAGGUCGUUAUCGACCAGCAGUCGUGCAUGCUUGAGGUGCUCGACACCGCCGGACAGGAGGAAUACACCGCCCUGCGCGAUCAGUGGAUAAGAGACGGCGAGGGCUUCGUGCUCGUGUACAGCAUCACCUCGCGCUCGUCUUUCACCAGGAUACAGAAAUUCCACCACCAGAUCCAGCUCGUCAAGGAAUCAGCCAGCUCCGGCUCGCCCACGGGAGCAAGCUAUCUCUCCUCCCCGCUCAACUCCGCCAUCUCAACCACGCCCGCCGGCCCCGUACCCGUCAUGCUCGUCGGCAACAAGUCAGACAAGGCCGUUGAGCGCGCCGUUUCUUCCCAGGAAGGCAUGGCUCUGGCCAAGGACCUCGGCUGUGAGUUUGUCGAAGCCUCCGCCAAAAACUGCAUCAACGUCGAAAAGGCCUUUUUUGAUGUUGUCCGGUUGCUCAGGCAGCAAAGGCAGCAGCAGCAACAGCAACAACAGCUCAAUCGGCCGUCGGAUCGGAGAACAACUGGGUUUGGUGGGCAGGGCGGCUCUAACAGGGACCUCAACGGAUCAGACUAUCAAAAGGCUCUACGUCCCGAUCGAUCAAAAACACACCGGGGUGUCAAAUGCAUGAUUCUCUAA
Trichophyton verrucosum HKI 0517 is the source of this 720-nucleotide messenger RNA. RefSeq lists its product as uncharacterized. Bases 1 to 720 code for a protein of 239 amino acids. NCBI's taxonomy places the organism in Eukaryota, Fungi, Ascomycota, Eurotiomycetes, Onygenales, Arthrodermataceae. The record is from RefSeq and is a predicted model, not a curated record. Gene Ontology annotation, cellular component: plasma membrane. The transcript has a single exon. Gene Ontology annotation, biological process: signal transduction. Gene Ontology annotation, molecular function: GDP binding; GTP binding; GTPase activity.